AUGGGCUGCUUCGCUGCUGUGUCUGGACAAGUGUGUGGCCCUGGGGUGCGGGUCCAGGGCCGUGGCGGCCAGCUGUCUCUGCAGGAGCUGCUCACCACUUGCUUUCCUGUCCGCACAGUCCUCCUCAUGGAGAAGUACCGGGAGUGCGGCUUUCCGCGGCUCUGGGCUGCUAGUGCCUUCAAGGGGGCCACGGGGGCCAGCCAAGCCCUGCCCCCCAUCGAGCACCACCUCAGGAACCACGCACAGUGGCUGCAGGUGGCGGGCAGCGGGCCGGCGGACACGCUGCAGGGCAUCGUCCUGACCGGCUGGCAGAGGCAUGCUGACGCCGGUGGCAUUCGCUCCGCUCCCGCUGUUCCUGAGCGGAGAGCCCCGUGCCGCAGCCACUGCACGGCUGGCACCUCCCUGCCUGCCUCCCCGCUGUCCCCCGGCUCAGAGGGUCACCCGCGUCGCACCCACAGGCCACGCUGGUUGGCCUCGGAGCCCCAGAGCGCUCCACCGUCGUCGCCCCAGGGCCUGCAGCUGGACGCAUGGCCGGCAUGGAACGGCCCCUCCAACCGCUUCUGCCUGUGGUUGGUUUCAGGAGAAUUUGCCGACUACGUUAAGUCGAGAGUGGAGAGCUUUCUGGGGAUUUCGAGCCUGGACAUAACUGAUUCUGUGAGCGAGGGGGCCGGUUCCUUCCCAGGCAGCAGCAUCCUCGCCCUUGUCACGCAAGUCAGCCUGCACCUGCGCAGCUCCGUGGAUGCGCUGCUGGAGGGGAACAGGUACGUGACUGGCUGGUUCAGCCCCUACCACCGCAGGCGGAACCUCAUCCACCCGGUCAUGGUCCAGCACAUACAGCCCGAGGCACUCAGCCUGCUGGCCCGGUGGAGCAGCCUCGUGCAGGAGCUGGAGGCCGCCCUGCAGCUUGUCUUCUACCCAGAUGCCGUGGAGGAGUGGCUGGAGGAGAACGUGCUCCCCAGCAUGCAGCGGUUGCAGAGCCUGCUGCAGGACCUCAGCCAGGCAGCUGCCCCCCAGCCCCCAUCCACAGGCCCCACCCCGGACACUGGACGCGAGUGUAGAGUGCGAGCUCAUGGCAGCCGUCCCCCCAGCCUGCUGGCCCGGUGGAGCAGCCUCGUGCAGGAGCUGGAGGCCGCCCUGCAGCUUGUCUUCUACCCAGAUGCCGUGGAGGAGUGGCUGGAGGAGAACGUGCUCCCCAGCAUGCAGCGGUUGCAGAGCCUGCUGCAGGACCUCAGCCAGGCAGCUGCCCCCCAGCCCCCAUCCACAGGCCCCACCCCGGACACUGGUUAG
Molecule: messenger RNA, 1287 nt
Organism: Galeopterus variegatus (Sunda flying lemur)
Lineage: Eukaryota; Metazoa; Chordata; Mammalia; Dermoptera; Cynocephalidae
Product: hexosaminidase D-like
Exons: 7
Coding region: 1-1287 (428 amino acids)
Molecular function (GO): hexosaminidase activity
Source: RefSeq, a predicted model, not a curated record